Trichomonas vaginalis G3 is the source of this 581-nucleotide messenger RNA. Its product is annotated as Poxvirus D5 protein-like family. The transcript has a single exon. The record is from RefSeq and is a predicted model, not a curated record. The annotation marks the transcript as partial. Lineage: Eukaryota; Parabasalia; Trichomonadida; Trichomonadidae.
AUGAAACUUAUAGUUUGCAAUGAACUUCAAAGUAUAGAUACAACAAAAGUUUUGAACUCAGAUGCUUUGAAGAGUCUUAUAACAGACAAAGUUGGAGUUGUUGAAAGAAAGUAUAAAGACCAAAGAGUUUGUGAAAAUGUUGCAAACUUCAUUAUGGUUUCAAACAAUGCUGUUCCGAUGAAGUUAGAAAGUUCUGACAGAAGAUAUGUAGUUGUCAGAACGUCAGAUUCUCAUAUGCAAGAUACAGAAUAUUUUGACGACUUAGCAGAAACUUUGACAUCUGACUUUUACAACCACUUGUUCUCAUAUUUUAUGACAUUAGAUAUUUCAAAGUUCAAUCCAAGACAAAUUCCACAUACCGAAGAGAGACAAACAUUGUUAGAAGCAAACAAGAGUGUAUAUGAACUGUUCAUAGAUGAAACUGACUUUGAGUGUUUAGAUGAAAGGUCAUUGUACGAUUCGUAUAAACAAUAUUGUCAAGAAUAUGGUUAUAUGACAGCGUCUAAACGAACAUUCUUGGCAAAUGUCAAAAGUCUUUUAGACGUACAGAAUGGUGUAUAUACAAAGAAAAAUUUUUAUGA